Molecule: messenger RNA, 579 nt
Organism: Rodentolepis nana
Lineage: Eukaryota; Metazoa; Platyhelminthes; Cestoda; Cyclophyllidea; Hymenolepididae
Source: the annotation of a GenBank genome assembly
AUGGGUGAUCGGCUGGGAAUACGCGGUGUUGCUGACUUUCGGGAGCUUGAAACAAGGCUAUUAGAGAAAUCGCCCUCGUCAGGGCGAAUCACAACGGCUUCAGAUCCUUGUCAGGGUGAAUCACAACGUCUUCAGAUCCUCCAGUGGAAGGGGCGAAUCACAAUGUCUUCAGAUCCUCCAGUGGAAUGCUUGGAAUGUCACAGGACAAAAAGAUCCAAAUGGGGCUACAAGGAUACAAACAUAGCUGGAAAGGAAAUCGAAGACAUGCUAAACAGCAACCCCCUGGAACGUAUUUACAGCAAUGAAGAUCCGGCUACAUAUUUGCACUACAAUGGAUCCAGAACAACUCCUGACUUACUCCUGGCUUCAAGCGACAUCAGGGAGCAUACACGCCGCGAAAUAAUUGGCGAUCCUGGUUCUGGUCACAAACCAGUCAUUGCUAGUAUUAACAUCGGCAGCAAAAGCAUGACAAGGAAAGUGCCAACUAAGAUAUCAUGGAACUUCAAGAAGGCUGACUGGCCUAGAUUCACAAACCUUUUAGAGAAUGAACUUCACCAAAGUCACCUCAACUUCAACUAA